AUGGCAUCCUAUCCGAAGAUUAUCUGCAACAGUAAUCCUCGCCAUAAGCAUGAGCUUACUCUGUGUCAAGGUCUUUACCCUUACAACUGCAAUGGGUGCAAAGAAAAUGGAGCCAAUAUUGGUUACCGCUGCAGCGACUGCCAAAUUUUUACACUGCACGAGGUAUGUGGGGCUUAUCCAGACGUUUUGGUUCAUCCCUUUUAUCCCACAUAUGAGUUCAAAUUCAGAAAAAAGACCCGUUUGAAUCAUGAGUGUGAUGCCUGUGGAGAAGAUUUAAGAGGAUUUGUGUAUGAAGCAGCUACGGGGAAUUUAUUGAGGCCUUUGAGGCUUCAUCCUCUCUGUGUUGCUCUCCCCACCUGUCUCAACUAUGGCGUCCAUAAGGAGCAUCCUGUGAAGCUUAUUUUGGGGACUGGGGGGAGUUUUAAUUGUAGCAGGUGUCACAAGAACAAAUCAGGGUGGAGUUACAGGUGUGAUAAUAUAGCUUGCAGGUUUCGAGUGGAUUUGGGGUGUGUGAAGGAUGAUAUUGAUGUUUUAGGAGCAAGGAAUUGCAACCAUGAGAAUUGGCAUAGGCCCAAGGCUACUGCUGUUGUACAUAGCAUGGAUACCCAUCAGUCUAUCUUAAUUUUGGCAGUUGACACAGUUAAUCACUGUGUAACUCUGUUAGCAAUUCUGUGGCACAGCAGCAGCAGGAAUUAA
Cryptomeria japonica (Japanese cedar) is the source of this 696-nucleotide messenger RNA. Its product is annotated as protein VACUOLELESS GAMETOPHYTES-like. The record is from RefSeq and is a predicted model, not a curated record. NCBI's taxonomy places the organism in Eukaryota, Viridiplantae, Streptophyta, Pinopsida, Cupressales, Cupressaceae. The transcript has 2 exons. Bases 1 to 696 code for a protein of 231 amino acids.